Messenger RNA from Adelges cooleyi (spruce gall adelgid), 1079 nucleotides. RefSeq names its product alpha-tocopherol transfer protein-like. Gene Ontology annotation, molecular function: phosphatidylinositol bisphosphate binding. NCBI's taxonomy places the organism in Eukaryota, Metazoa, Arthropoda, Insecta, Hemiptera, Adelgidae. The coding region runs from base 85 to 930 and encodes 281 amino acids. The record is from RefSeq and is a predicted model, not a curated record. Gene Ontology annotation, cellular component: membrane. The transcript is spliced from 6 exons.
CAUCAUACACUAACGAAAUAUAAUAUACUUGAAUUUGUUUCUUAAACUGAUUGAAUUGUUCUUUUUUCAUUGAAUUUCAUCACAAUGUACGAACCUUUUGCUACGUUUGAGGAAUUUUUUCAGGGUGAACAAAACAAAUAUGAGCAACUUAAACUCGAUGACGUCGAAAAGUUAAAAGACAGCUUGGCAGCAGAAAAACAAUUAUUAUCACCUUUAACAGACAAAAAACUUGUUGCGUUACUUCAUAGCUGUUUUUUCGAUUUGGAUUUGGCUCGAAAAACAGCCAUAUGCUGUCGUAAGAGUUACCUAGAUCUCUCAUCCAUUUUCGCUGAGCUGGACCCAAUGUCGGAAUCAAUGCAAACAUGUCAAAAAACAAUAAGCGUUUGUGAUUUGACUCAUGACAAAACGGGUAAAGAAGUACGUUUCUUCUAUGCUCAAUUUCAAGAUGUUGAUCCAGAAAAGUUUGAUUUAAUAUCUAUAUAUAAGGCAUUGAUGAUGUAUCUAGAAUAUAUAUUAUUAUGUAAUGGUACAUUUGAUGGAUUUCUUGUCAUAGUUAAUUGUGUUGGCAUACAUUGGCGUCACGUAUUAAAAGUUCCCUUAUCUACAGCCAAAAGAUUUAUAUCUUUUUUUCAAGAAGGGCUUCCUUUAAGAUUAAAAGAAAUUCAUUUUAUGAACGUUGGAAGUGUAUUCAUGAUGCUGCAUAAACUUCUUUCGCCAUUUAUUAAUGAUGAUUUAAAAGAGAAAAUAAAACUACAUGCAGUCGGUUCUGAUGACAUUUUUACAAUUGUACCAAAAUCUAUUUUGCCGAAAGAAGCCGGUGGACAAGCAAAAUCACACGUUGAAUUAAACGAAUUGAUGUAUAAAAACUUAUUUUCUUGCCGUGAAUGGUUUAUUCAGCAGAAUGACUCGUUGAAAAAGCAAUUAAAAUAAUUAAAUAUUUUAACUAUACGAAUUGUUUAUCUACUUAUUUGUUGUAAGAAGGUAAUGGUGUUAUUAUUUAAACAAUUAAAUUUCACACAAUUUAUACAGAAAUUGUGUUUAUGUAAAUAUUUAAUUUUCCAUGUUAAUUUUGAUUUUGU